GCGGAGAUUGUCGAAGACGAGCGAGUGGAGAAAACCGCAGCUCCGGGCGGAGCGGGUGAGAAGAGCAAACAUCCCCCCUCAGCUGUAUAUUGUGGGUGUCACCGCUGGAAGUUACGAUCUGCUGAGGAGAAACCUGCAAACGAGGAAGAGGCAGCUAGAUUCCCUCGGAUCAAGACACUAAGAGCUAAUUUUACUCUCCCAGCUGACGGGUUUUAUUUUUUCAGAUUCUCUCUUUUUUUGUAGCUACGAGGAGAAGAGAUUAAAAAUGUCUUUGAUGGACUUGGAGAAGCUGAAGAUGACGUGCGCUGGUCGAGCCAUGGCAGUGCUGACCAGCGGUGGAGAUGCACAAGGGAUGAAUGCUGCCGUCCGAGCUGUGACCAGGAUGGGCAUUUAUGUGGGAGCCAAGGUCUAUCUCAUUCAUGAGGGUUACCAGGGCUUGGUGGAUGGGGGAGACAACAUCAAACUGGCCAAUUGGCACAGUGUGACCAACAUUAUUCAGCUGGGUGGGACCGUGAUAGGCAGUGCCCGCUGCAAGGCCUUCAUGACGCGUGAGGGCAGAGUUUCCGCCGCCUUCAACCUGGUUAAGAAAGGCAUCACCAACCUGUGCGUGUGUGGCGGCGACGGCAGCCUUACCGGAGCCAACAUCUUCCGCAAUGAGUGGAGCGAUCUACUCGAUGAACUCGUAAAGAAAGGAAGGAUCACAGACACUAUGGCUAAGAAGCAUUAUAACUUGAACAUCGUGGGCCUCGUCGGCUCCAUAGACAACGACUUCUGCGGCACAGACAUGACCAUCGGUGCCGACUCUGCGCUGCACCGCAUCAUGGAGAUAAUUGACGCCAUAAUGACCACUGCACAGAGCCACCAGCGCGCAUUUGUUUUGGAAGUGAUGGGACGGCACUGUGGGUAUUUGGCUUUAGUCUCAGCUCUGGCAUCAGGGGCAGACUGGGUUUUUAUUCCAGAGGCUCCACCUCAGGAGGGCUGGGAGGACAAUAUGUGUGCCCGUCUAGAGGGGAGCCGCACAAGUGGGGGGUCGAGAAUGAACAUCAUAAUCGUCGCAGAAGGAGCCAUUGACAGAAAUGGCAAGCCCAUCUCCUCAAAUUAUAUAAAAGAUCUGGUGCAGAAGAGACUGGGUUAUGACACCAGAGUGACAGUACUCGGCCACGUUCAGCGGGGAGGAAUUCCCUCAGCGUUUGACAGAAUACUGAGCAGCAUAUUGGGUGUGGAAGCGGUCAUCGCCCUGAUGGAGGCUACUCCUGAAACCCCCGCCUGUGUAAUCGGCCUGUCGGCCAACCAAGCAGUCCGCCUCCCUCUGGUGGAGUGUGUGGAGAUGACUAAGUUGGUGCAGACGGCCAUGAAUGAGAAGAGGUUUGAUGAAGCCAUUAAACUGCGUGGAGGGAGUUUUGAGAGCAACUGGAACAUCUACAAGAGUCUCGCUUUCCUCAAGCCUCCUCAGUCUAAGAGCAACUUCUCUUUUGCUAUUCUGAACGUGGGAGCUCCGGCGGCAGGAAUGAAUGCUGCAGUGAGGUCGGCAGUGAGGUCAGGGCUCUCUCGUGGACACAAAGUCUACGGGGUCAAUGACGGCUUUCUGGGACUUGCCAAUGGAGCGGUGUUUGAGAUGGAAUGGCAUAGUGUGGCUGGAUGGACGGGCCAAGGAAGCUCACUGCUGGGGACAAAACGGACUCUUCCCAACUGUCACCUGGAGAAGAUUGUGGAAACCAUCAGCAAGUUCGAAAUCUCAGCUCUGCUUGUAAUUGGAGGGUUUGAGGCGUACCAAGGUGUGCUUGAGAUCUAUGAGGCCCGGACUCACUACGAUGAGCUCUGCAUCCCCAUGGUCAUUAUCCCUGCUACCAUUAGCAACAAUGUCCCGGGAACUUUCUUCAGUGUGGGUACAGACACUGCUGUCAAUUGUGCAAUGGAGAGUUGUGACAAGAUCAAGCAGUCUGCCAGUGGGACCAAGAGACGAGUGUUUGUGGUGGAGACCAUGGGUGGGUACUGUGGAUAUCUGGCAUCCUCUACUGGCAUAGCAGUGGGUGCUGAUGCAGCCUACAUCUUUGAAGACCCCUUUAACAUCCAUGACCUUAAGACAAAUGUGGAGCACUUAUCUGAAAAGAUGAAGAAGGAUGUCCAACGAGGUCUAAUCCUGAGGAAUGAAAAAUGCCAUGAAAACUACACUACAGAUUUCAUCCAUAAGCUGUAUUCAUCAGAAGGGAAGGGCAUCUUUGACUGCAGAGUCAACGUGUUAGGACACCUCCAGCAGGGCGGGGCACCUUCUCCCUUUGAUAGAAAUUUUGGCACGAAGCUGGGCGUGAAAGCUAUCGAGUGGCUUUCAGAGAAACUGACUGAAAACUACCGACAAGGGCGAGUGUUUGCCAACUCACCAGAAACGGCAUGUGUCAUCGGCCUCAACAGGAAGGUUGUCUCAUUCACCCCUGUCACUGAACUGAAGGAAAUAACCGAUUUUGAGCACCGGAUGCCCAAGGUAGAGUGGUGGUUAAAACUGCGGCCCAUGCUAAAGAUGUUGGCCAAGUACCAAACCAGCUUCAAUGAAUAUGUCCCAGGAGAGAUUGAACAUGUGACUCGACGCUCCAUCAGCAUUGAUAGUGGAUUCUAAGCCCUCUGUAAAAUGGCAGCAUGCUUUGCUCCUUUCAGCUUUUAUCCCUUCAUUUUUAAUUCUCAUCAUCACAUAUCAUAUGUAACCUUUCUUCACAAGCGUGGGCUUUCAAUUUGACUGCCUGACUUCUUGUUUUCACGUAAAGACAUUUCAAUGCUUUCCAUCAAAAUGCAGAACUCCCUUGCUCUGCCCUCUGAUAUAUUGGUUAACCUGAUGGAUUCACAGGUUUUGUCUGCUCCUUCUUGCACUAAAGUUGCUCUUAUUUGCUCAGCGAAGUUCUGGUCAUGAUCCAAUUUGUGCCCAGACUUGUUUGUGUGUAUUUAGGGGGCAUACUGUAUGGGUACAAUAGGUGGCGGGACCUUUACUCCAUGCCCAUCUCUUAAACUGAAUGACCAUGAAUAUACUUUCUAAAUGCCAGCACUGAUCUCACCUGUGUACCAGUAUUUAUUUGACGAGGAAUUCAGCACAAAGGUUUUCUUAUCGUGCCAAGAUCCAAGGGAGGCUUUGUAUAUUUAAACCACUGCUCAACAGACAGUCAUGAGUGCCACUGAACAAAACAUUUUAUAGAUUAACUACUGACUGUGCCAUGAAACAAGACUGUAUGCAAGGUGUUAUGAAUGCUUUCUCUCCAAAAUCAUGAGCAAAUGAGCCAGAAAUCAUAUGAUAAAGGAAACUUUUUAACAGUUUUAU
Oreochromis niloticus (Nile tilapia) is the source of this 3301-nucleotide messenger RNA. RefSeq names its product phosphofructokinase, liver a (gene pfkla). The transcript has 22 exons. Gene Ontology annotation, biological process: canonical glycolysis; fructose 6-phosphate metabolic process; fructose 1,6-bisphosphate metabolic process. Lineage: Eukaryota; Metazoa; Chordata; Actinopteri; Cichliformes; Cichlidae. Gene Ontology annotation, cellular component: cytoplasm; membrane; 6-phosphofructokinase complex. Gene Ontology annotation, molecular function: ATP binding; AMP binding; 6-phosphofructokinase activity. The coding region runs from base 266 to 2611 and encodes 781 amino acids. The record is from RefSeq and is a predicted model, not a curated record.